AUUGUAUCCGACAGCCGACUACUUAACCAAAUAACCGGGCUUAUAACCUAAUAAAUUUUGUUGUUUAAUUAGUGAAAAUUAUUGAUUUGACUUUUUUAACUUUUUGAGUUAAGUUUAAAAUCCACUAAGCAAAACAGAAACAUGGCUUCAAAAGAAGGAGAUAAAACUAAAUCAAGUCAAGGUGGUGGCGAUAAUAAAGAAAAACGUAGAAAAGAAUCUAUUUUAGAUUUAAGUAAAUAUCUUGAGAAAUGUAUUCGUGUUAAAUUCGCUGGCGGACGGGAAGCGGCGGGAAUUCUUAAAGGAUACGACCCUCUAUUAAACUUAGUGUUAGACAAUACAACAGAAUUUCUUAGAGAUCCAGAUGACCCAUAUAAGCUUGUGGACGACACAAGGGCAUUAGGGCUUGUGGUGUGCCGAGGCACAUCUGUAGUUUUAAUCUGUCCAAUGGAUGGGAUGGAGGCAAUACCAAACCCUUUUAUAACACAAGAGUGAUAAAAAUAAUUAUUUUUAAACUUUAAUAUAAUAAGUAAAUGCUAAGACCUUCGAAAA
Danaus plexippus (monarch butterfly) is the source of this 549-nucleotide messenger RNA. RefSeq names its product U6 snRNA-associated Sm-like protein LSm7 (gene LSm7). The transcript has 3 exons. Gene Ontology annotation, molecular function: RNA binding. Bases 142 to 492 code for a protein of 116 amino acids. Lineage: Eukaryota; Metazoa; Arthropoda; Insecta; Lepidoptera; Nymphalidae. Gene Ontology annotation, cellular component: U12-type spliceosomal complex; Lsm1-7-Pat1 complex; catalytic step 2 spliceosome. The record is from RefSeq and is a predicted model, not a curated record. Gene Ontology annotation, biological process: mRNA splicing, via spliceosome; nuclear-transcribed mRNA catabolic process.